Molecule: messenger RNA, 1926 nt
Organism: Symbiodinium sp. CCMP2592
Lineage: Eukaryota; Dinophyceae; Suessiales; Symbiodiniaceae
Source: the annotation of a GenBank genome assembly
AUGAUGAUGCCGCCCUUCAUGAUGGGCUAUAACAACGAGACAGUUGUUUGCUCCGUCCACGGCAAGAAGCGCAGCAGAGAUGCGAUGAUGGACGACGGAGCCGGCGGUUUCGUCUGCCAGCCAGGCAAGGAGUGCAAGGUCACUGGCAACACGAAGCACGUGCCCUGCACCUUCUGGCAGGCCGGGAAGUGUACCAAAGGAGAGAAUUGUAACUUCUCUCAUGAUCCCAAUGCAAUAGCAGCAGCCAUGGCUACUGGAGACAAUGGCUGGGGCAAAGGCAAAGGCAAAGGCGGCAAAGGAUGGGCUCAGGACCCUAGCCAAGGCUGGGACGCUAGUCAAGGCUGGGAUGAUGGACAAGGCUGGGACGCUGCCCAAGGAUGGGACAGCUGGGGAGGCUACGGUGCCUACGGCAAAAAUGGGUGGAUGUCGAAAGGGAUGCAGAUGAUGCAAGCCAAGGGCAUGAUGGGCAAAGGCAAAUCGAAAGGCUACGGUGGCUACGGCAACGUCAAGGGUGGAGGCACCUUUCUGUGCUGCGUCCACCACAAGAACAGAAGUGCAAGUGCAAUGAUCGAAGUGGCCCCUGGACAGUACCAGUGCAGGCCAGACUCAGAGUGCAAGGGCGCGGGUGGUGCCAGUAAAAUAAAGACGGCCAUGUGCAAGUUCCACAUGGAAGGCAGGUGCACGAAAGGCGUUGCCUGUAAUUUUGCCCAUGGCCCAGAAGAGAUCGGCAUGCCCGUGCCCGAAGUCCCAGGUGCCGAAGUUGCCGGAGUCAAUGGGCUUGCCGGAGUCAACGGAGUCGCCGCAGUCAACGGAGCUGAUGCUGCCAAUGGGGUCCCUGCAGUGAAUGGCGUUGCUGGAGCACCUGUAGAAGUUUCUGCUGAGAUGCUCAAUGCGCAUGCCAAGCAAGUUGUGCAAAGUCGUUUCUCGCCGCCGGGCACCUACGAAGUGCCAAGCGUCAAACCGGAGGAAGCAGAAAGUGUCAAGCAUUUCAUUGGGGAAAGGGCCGGUUGCUUGCUUUCUCCUUUGGAGUCAACUUCUGUGCGGUUGAAUAUCGUGGCCUUGCAUGUGCUUGGCAUGAUCACUGGAAUCGACCUGCUACACCGGAAAUGGACGAAGUUUUACGUCUUCUACUGGGAGGGCAAAGAUCACGAUGGCAUCGACUUCAGCAGCUUGAAAUCCUGCAGUUCUUGUGGGAAGCUGCGUGAUCCCUGGCGAUUCCGACUCGACAACGUACAGGCGUGCCUCAGGUCGUGCACCAAGGAAGGGGAGAUCUUCCGUGAGGAGGUCGCGGAGUUCUGGUGCGUUUCCCCCUGGACAAUCGUAUCCUACAACCUGCCGAAGUUUGCGGCAUACCUGUCCAAGAAGAGGACGAAGGCCCUGACCGAGGCAGUGGUUCUCGGCACGGCCAUGUCCAUCUACCAAGGCACCCCACAGAAGCUUGAGCCUGGCGUAUCUGUGCAAAACUUAGGCUAUGACGUGACCUGGCAGAGCUGGCUAUGGUGGCAGGCUGGUGUCCUCAAGUCACGGGCACAGAAGAAUGGCAAGAAGUGCGUGGUUGUGCAUUUGGAUGGCUCGGGAGAUGAGCUCUUGAACCACCCGAAGCCUGCGACGGCCGGGCAGGACAUCGAGUCAGUGAUUCUACUCCUCGGUGGUCCUGAUGGUAUCAAACCGGGAGUUGCUCGUGAGAUGCAGAGCAUUCUGUCGCAGAAGUCGCAUGCCUACCUCAAGGUUAGGCUCCCUGGUGGAAAGCAGCAUUCCAACGUGGCUAUCGGAGAUUUGUUCAUGGCGCAUGAUCGGGGAAGCUUGCUGCAUGACGUUCAACAGCGUUUGAAGAUGGGCAAAGAGAAGUACGCAGAGUUCAAGGACGGUGUGUCCACUCUGAUGGACUUGAUCGCCGACAGCUACGAGAAUCACGAAGAGGCAUAG